AUGACUAACUUGGGCAAUCUGAAUUACUUUCUAGGUGUUAUUGUAACUUGGGACGAACAAGGCAUGUUUCUUGGUUCUAUAAACGACAAGGCACCAUUUCUCUUUCCGGCACCAAACUUCUCUUCUUCACAUGCUUUCUCUCUCUACAUUCUCAAUGCUCCAUUGAUUCAACUCUUUGUUUACUCAUUGACUGCGCAUUUCCACGAGCCACUUUCCAGAUCUACACAGAAAAAAAGGGUUCUUCAAUAUGAAUCGCAAGAUUCUUCAUUAGAUGGUGUUCAUCUUCUUCUUCAAGAGGAUAUGCACUUGAUGUCUUUAGAUCAUCAUAUCAUUCAAAUCAAACAAUCGAUAUCCCUACAAAUUCAUUGA
Lactuca saligna is the source of this 369-nucleotide messenger RNA. The record is from the annotation of a GenBank genome assembly. Lineage: Eukaryota; Viridiplantae; Streptophyta; Magnoliopsida; Asterales; Asteraceae.